Molecule: messenger RNA, 1644 nt
Organism: Fonsecaea erecta
Lineage: Eukaryota; Fungi; Ascomycota; Eurotiomycetes; Chaetothyriales; Herpotrichiellaceae
Exons: 5
Coding region: 1-1644 (547 amino acids)
Biological process (GO): carbohydrate transport; transmembrane transport
Cellular component (GO): membrane
Molecular function (GO): carbohydrate:proton symporter activity
Source: RefSeq, a predicted model, not a curated record
AUGCCUGGGGGCGGGGCUGUCCACCUUGCGGCCACGACCGAUGUCGCCCGCGUUGAAGCACCUGUCACUUUCAGGGCUUACCUGAUGUGCGCCUUUGCGGCCUUCGGAGGAAUCUUCUUUGGGUAUGACUCAGGAUACAUCAAUGGCGUUAUGGCCAUGAAGUAUUUCAUCCAUGAGUUCACUGGCGACCCAUAUCCUGGACCAAAUGCUACUGCUGCAGAGCGCGCAGCUUUUGUGAUCCCUUCAUGGCGCCAGUCCCUGAUCGUGUCAAUCCUGUCUUGUGGGACUUUCUUCGGUGCAAUCAUUGCCGGAGACCUCGCUGACUUCUUCGGUCGUCGAACCACCAUCAUUGCCGGUUGUGUCGUGUUCUGUCUCGGUGCCGCGCUCCAGACCGCUUCCACAGCUUACGGUCUUCUCAUCGCCGGUCGUCUCAUAGCCGGGUUUGGUGUUGGCUUUGUGUCUGCCAUAAUCAUACUGUACAUGUCGGAGAUCUCGCCCCGCAAGGUCCGCGGUGCUUUGGUUUCUGGAUAUCAGUUCUGCAUCACUCUUGGUCUCUUGUUGGCCUCGUGCGUUGUCUACGGCACACAAAAUUUCACCGACUCCGGCUCCUAUCGCAUCCCAGUUGGUCUUCAGAUGCUCUGGGCGAUCAUCUUGGCCGCAGGACUGUUCACCUUGCCCGAAUCUCCACGUUAUUUUGUCAAACGCGGCAACCUGGACAAGGCAGCUCAUGCUCUUGCCAGGCUCCGAGGCCAGCCUCGCGGGUCUGAGUUGAUCCAGCAGGAGUUGGCGGAGAUCGUCGCAAAUCACGAGUAUGAGCUGCGAGUCGUUCCUCAAGGUAGUUACUUUGCAAGCUGGGCCAACUGCUUCAAAGGCAGUCUGUUCACACCGUCCUCCAACCUGCGUCGGACGAUUUUGGGUACUUCUCUGCAGAUGAUGCAGCAAUGGACAGGAGUCAACUUUAUCUUCUACUUCGGAACGACUUUCUUCACUCAGCUUGGGACAAUUCAGAAUCCCUUCUUGAUUUCUCUAAUCACUACCCUCGUAAAUGUCUGUUCGACACCGCUGUCUUUCUGGAUCAUUGAGCGAUUUGGUCGGCGAUCGAUCAUGAUCUGGGGCGCUCUCGGGAUGGUCGUGUGCCAGUUCAUCGUCGCAAUUGCUGGAACUGUGGACGGCCACAACCCGCAGACAGUCAAAGCUGAGAUCGCCUUCAUCUGCAUCUACAUCUUCUUCUUUGCAACCACCUGGGGACCAGGCGCAUGGGUUGUGAUCGGAGAAGUCUUUCCUCUCCCCAUCCGGUCACGAGGAGUGGGACUGUCUACCGCAUCGAAUUGGCUCUGGAAUUGUAUCAUUGCCGUCAUCACACCGUACAUGGUUGGUCCUGACAAAGGCAACCUCGGGCCCAAAGUGUUCUUUAUCUGGGGUUCUCUGUGUGCCUGUUGCCUUGUGUAUGCCUAUUUUCUCAUUCCUGAGACCAAGGGCCUCACACUUGAACAAGUCGACCGCAUGCUGGAAGAGACGACGCCACGGACCUCGUCGCGAUGGGUACCGAAGACGACCUAUGCGGCAGAAAUGGGAGUCACCGAGACGGGGGAACUCAAGUCCGACGUUGUUGAAAGCACUCAGCAGAAGAGUUCCGCAGUUUGA